This is a messenger RNA of Stomoxys calcitrans (stable fly), 2869 nucleotides long. RefSeq names its product protein asteroid (gene ast). The transcript has 3 exons. The record is from RefSeq and is a predicted model, not a curated record. NCBI's taxonomy places the organism in Eukaryota, Metazoa, Arthropoda, Insecta, Diptera, Muscidae. The coding region runs from base 243 to 2837 and encodes 864 amino acids.
GACAGCUGAAAAAGAUGUAAAUAAAAUAAACUAAAAUUUUAUAUUAAAUAAAUAAAUUAAAAGAAAAAAGUGUUUAUAUCGUUCAAUUCAAAGUUGCCAGGUGGCUUAAAUGUUUCCGGUUUAUACCAGUAUCAAUUAAUGAUGAAAAAUAGUAAGCUAUGAAACUAGUUAUAUAAAGACUUAAUAGAAAGCUUCUCAAGGGCCAAUUUUAAGGCUACCCAUAGCUAUUAGCAUCUGACAAUAUGGGUGUUCGUGGACUCACAGGAUUUAUAGCUCGCAAUGCUGAACAAUAUCUAACACCACAUGAACUGCAUGAUUGUAACCUGGUCAUAGAUGGCGACAAUUUGGCCUGCAAUCUGUAUAAAGACGUUACCGGAAAUUAUUCGGCCUUUGGAGGUGAUUACGAUGACUUCUAUCGUGCUGUGGUCAACUUCUUUGUGGUUCUUGCUGAAUGCAAUAUUAAGGCAUACGUCUUAAUGGAUGGAGGCUAUGAACAAAGAAAACUGCGCACCGUCAGUAAACGCAUGAGAGGAAAAAUAUGCGUUAUAAAACGUAUAAAUCCUUGUGCCUCCAUCACCGUCUUCCCCUUAAUGAUGAAAGAGGUAUUUGUUGAUGCUGUGCGAGAUUGUGAGGUACCCAUAAUGCGUUGUGUUUUUGAGGCUGAUGACGAGUUGGCUGCCUUGGGUAGGAAAUUAAAUUGUCCGGUAUUAAGUUACGAUUCUGAUUUUUACAUACACAAUGUGCGUUAUAUUCCUUUAAUAACGCUGACGGUAAAAGCCCACACGAAGGUUUAUAAAAAUAACAGCUCAACUGAUGCAGUCAAUAAAAAGUUGAAAAAGGCUGAGGCCAAAAAAGUGGAUAAACAAACUCGCGGUAAUCGUAUAAUGGAUACUAUUGUAGUAAACAAUCAAGAAAGGCGAAAGGGAAAAGGAAAAACUUACAAGUAUUUGGAUUGUUGUAUGUAUCGUAUAGAUAAUUUGAUAUCGGGAGGGUCCUUGAACAAGGCCAAACUACCUCUAUUUGCUGCGUUAUUAGGCAAUGACUAUAUAUCCCGUUCAGCAUUUCAUAAUUUCUUUAGCUCCGGUAUGGUUAAGGGAGGACGUAGUCGCAGCCGCAAGACCAAUCAUCAACAAAGACGCAUAAGAGCUGUUAUACAAUGGCUAAAAAAUGAGACCGCAGAGUCGGCCAUGACCAAAAUUUUGUCCAGAUUGCAAAAGCAACAAAGAGAAUCUUUAGUGGCCCAAGUGGAAGCUGCCAUAAGUGGUUACUCUAAUGAAUUAUGCAGAUCGUAUGACUAUUUUAAAAACAACUAUGAAAACAUUUUCGAAGAUCUAGAAGAGAAUGUUGAAAGUGAGGUGGAAUCGGAAAAUGAAUUGGAAAUUGAAGAAGAGGACAGCGAGUCCUGUGAAGAGGAGCAAGAAUUGGAAGAAGAAGAAAACGAGCCAGAAGAUGAGGAAGAAUAUGAAAUAGAAGAAAGUGAACACAACGCCAACAACCCAGAAGACUCGACCUCUUCUGCCAGCGCAUCGGAUGUUGAUAAUGAUGUUAAUAACAAUGAUGGCAAUAAAGAUAUUUCCAAAUUUCCCCCAUGGUUUCUAGACAAACUAUACCCUGCCAAUUUACCAAGAUUUUGUGUGGACCUUAUGCAUUUGCGCAAAUACAUAAAUAAUCCUCAAAUCGAGCACUUUCCUUUUCCGGAUUGCAAUGAAAUUGCCCUGCCCAUACUAAGCCUUACAUAUGCGUUGUUGAACAAUGUCAAGGGGGAAGAGUUUGUGGAGCAAAUGAACGAAGAUGGUUCCAUUAGACAUUUGUAUUUUACAUAUCUAACCCGAGCCACACGUGUUACAAAUGUCCAAUAUGUCUCCGUAGAAAUUAAGGAGAAACCCAAAUAUACAUUUGAACCAGCAACACCAAAUCCUCUAUUGCUGCAAACGCUAUUUGAAUGUAAAAUGCCAGAAUUAAAGGCAAUUCACCUCUUUGAGGAAAUACAAAAGUUACCUCAAGACUUGAGGUUGUAUUUUCUGGCCAUUGUCUAUUGGCUACAUAAGUCUCAGCAUUGUGAUCUUAUCCACUUGCACGCUUUGAUUGUGUGUUUGGUGGUUUUAAGGACCAUAGAUUCGAAAAUACCUGCAGAAAGGGAUAUGAAGGCUUUUGUGAAACGUUUUGGCAAAAUCAUCAAAAGGGAAAAGCAAGUACGUGACAAAGAAUUAGCUGAAGGAGUACAACGGUCUAUAAGAGAUGAUUUAAAAAAUCUACACAUUACUCAACGCAUAGAUUUCAUACAGAAAUCCGAUUGUUACUUGGUGCAAAAUGAGCUGUUGAAACAUUUUCAUAUGCAGGAGAUUUUCAAAAAGAAGUAUGAUCUGUACUCCAGUAUCGUACUACAUGCCUUUGCUGAAUUCCAGUCUGUAGUCUUCCAGCUGCAUGCAAUCAAUGCUUUGUUGGAUUUCCCCCACCAAGCUCCUCACAUGGCUCAAUUAUAUUGUGGCGUAUUUCUUUACAAUCUUUACGACUUGUUUAGGAAUCGUCUGGAUGUGGAGUAUUACAUCAAGAAUUUCAUUUUUAAAGAUUCCACCAUGAUGUUCGAUUUCUAUGCAUAUCUUUGGCAAUGGUGUGAACAGUUUUUGCCCUCUUGGAAACGAAAAGAUGUAAUGACUCCCAGCAGCAAAAAGUUACAGAAAAAGAAACGCCAGCUGGAAAAGAAAAAGGCUAUGCGAGAGUCAACGUUGAGUCAUGUCCAAGAUCCCUAUUCAGAUAUGUUAAGCAGUAGCAAUGACGAAAAUGAUGAAUUCGUAGACUUAAACAAUAGAUUUUGUAAUGUUUUGAAAGUAAAUUAGCAAAAUGAAAAAAACCGGAUGCUGUAACUAGU